AUACAAGGAACGAUUUUUCCUGCUCCAAAUUUUAACCCUAUUAUGGAUGCCCAAUUGCUAGGAGGAGCCCUACAGGGAAUUAGUUGUGAAAAAGAUGUGUUGAUUGAUAUUCUAACGCAGCGCUGCAAUUCACAGCGGCUUAUGAUUGCCGAGGCGUACAGAGACAUGUAUGGCAGGGAUCUGGUAACGGACUUAAAAGAGAAUCUCUCUCAUCACUUCAAAGAAGUCAUGGUUGGCUUGAUGUAUCCACCUGCCUCCUAUGAUGCCCAUGAGCUCUGGCAUGCCUUGAAGGGAGUAGACACAGAAGAAAAAUGCCUAAUUGACAUAUUAGCCUCAAGGUCAAAUAUGGAGAUCUUCCAGAUGAAAGAAGCCUACUUAAUGCAAUACAAUAAUGAUCUUCAACAAGAUAUCGAUUCUGAGACUUCAGGUCACUUCAGAGAUACGCUCAUGAAUCUUGCUCAGGGAACAAGGAUGGAAGGAUAUGCAGAUCCUUCUACAGCUGCUCAGGAUGCAAUGAUUCUAUGGGAAGCAUGUCAGCAGAAAACAGGCGAACACAAAAACAUGCUGCAAAUGAUUCUCUGCAACAAGAGUUACCAGCAGUUGUGGAUGGUUUUCCAGGAGUUCCAAAAUAUCUCUGGGCAAGACAUAGUAGAUGCCAUUAAUGAAUGUUAUGAUGGAUACUUUCAAGAAUUACUGGUUGCAAUAGUUCUCUGUGUUCGCGACAAGCCUUCCUACUUUGCUUACAGGCUUUAUAACGCAAUUCAUGACUUUGGCUUUCACAAUAAAACAGUUAUAAGGAUUCUCAUUGCCAGGAGUGAGAUUGACUUGAUGAAUAUACGGCAGCGAUACAAAGAGAGAUACGGGAAAUCACUCUUUCAUGACAUUAAACAUUUUGCUUCAGGUCAUUAUGAGAGUGCUUUACUUGCUAUCUGUGCUGGUGAUGCUGAAGAUUAUUAA
This is a messenger RNA of Phaethon lepturus (White-tailed tropicbird), 957 nucleotides long. It is a transcript of the gene ANXA10, whose product is annotated as annexin A10. The record is from RefSeq and is a predicted model, not a curated record. Gene Ontology annotation, molecular function: calcium ion binding; calcium-dependent phospholipid binding. The annotation marks the transcript as partial. Gene Ontology annotation, cellular component: cytoplasm. NCBI's taxonomy places the organism in Eukaryota, Metazoa, Chordata, Aves, Phaethontiformes, Phaethontidae. The transcript is spliced from 11 exons.